AUGAACAUGAAGAUGGAAUCAGUUGGUUUGGUCAUGUUGGUAGCUAUAAUAAUAAGUAGUAGUAGUUUAAUAAUAAUAAUGAUCAUGUUGGCAUGGCGAGUGUUGGAAUGGGUCUGGUUUGGUCCCAAGAAACUUGAAAGGCUUCUGAGAAAUCAAGGAUUCCAUGGGAAUCCUUACAAACCCAUAAACGGCGACCUGAACCAGAUCUUAGCCAUGAAAACACAAGCUCACUCAGCCCCCAUAUCUCUCUCCGACCAAGAUGCCGUCAUCUCUCGUGUCGACCCCUUCGUACACCACACCGUCAACCGCCACGGAAAGAAAUCUUUCAUGUGGUUUGGGCCAGUGCCACAUGUAAUCAUAAUGGAGCCUGAGCUUAUAAAAGAGAUUAUGUCAAAGAAUUUCAUCUUUCAAAAGGCCAAUCAAGAACCGAUUGUCAAGUUGGUGGCUACAGGAAUAGCAAGUUAUAAUCUUGAUAAAUGGACCAAGCACAGAAAAAUCAUUAAUCCUGCUUUCCAUUUGGAUAAAUUAAAGAAUAUGCUUUCAGCAUUUUAUGAAAGCUGCAUCGAGAUGACUAGUGCGUGGGAGGAGAUCGUCGAAGAGUCUGAAGAAGAAAUCGAUGUAUGGCCGCAUAUCAAGACAUUAUCGGCAGAAGUGAUUUCUCGAACAGCGUUUGGAAGCAGUUAUAAGGAAGGGCGAAAGAUAUUCCAGCUACAGAAAGAGCAAAUUGAACUUUUCAUUCAAGCUUUGGCUUUCAGUCAUAUUCCUGGAUAUAGGUUUCUGCCAACGAAGUUGAACAGGAGGAUGAAGCAAAUAGCAAAAGAAGUGGAUUGUUUACUCAUGGGUAUGAUAGAAAAGAGAUUGGAAGCUAUCAAGGAUGGUGAAGACAACCAUAAUGAUCUAUUGGCCAUAUUGUUGGAGUCCAACUUUAAAGAAAUUGAACAAGAAAAAGAAAAUGGUGAAAAGAGUGUAAAGGGAAUGAGCAUUCAAGAUGUGAUUGAGGAAAGUAAACUAUUUUACUUGGCAGGGCAGGAAACCACUGCCAUUUUACUUGUAUGGACAAUGGUUCUAUUGAGCAAGCAUCAAGAUUGGCAAAUAAGAGCCAGAAAUGAGAUUCUAGAAGCUUUCGGCAAGAAUGGCACUCCUGAUUUUAACAGACUAAACCACCUUAAAAUUGUAACUGCUAUACUAUAUGAGGUUCUCCGACUCUACCCUCCUCUAGUUUCAGUAACACGGAUCAUCCACGACGACACAGAAUUAGGAUCAUCAACUGUCUUACCAAAAGGAGUGAAGAUAUGUAUACCAACCUACCUCCUCCACUAUGACAAAGAGAUUUGGGGGGAUGAUGCCAAAGAAUUUAAUCCAGAAAGGUUCUCAGAAGGGGUAUCAAAGGCAACAAAGAGCCAAGUUUCCUUUUUUCCAUUUGGUUGGGGGCCUAGGUUAUGCAUCGGGCAAAACUUCGCACUGCUAGAGGCAAAGAUGGCAUUGGUUUUGAUUUUGCAACGCUUCUGUUUUGAACUUUCACCAUCUUAUGCACAUGCACCCUCUCCUGCUGUGCUCGUUCAACCCCAGUUUGGCGCUCACUUGAUUCUCCGUAAACUCUAGAGGAGCAUGAUCUUGCUUCCGACCUACUCACCUCAGAUAGAUGUAAUAAUAGCUCUAUAUAUCAUGUUAGACUGUCACUACAUUUUCAGACAGCUUUUACUAUAUAAAUGUCUUGAGAUAAUAAACUGAUUAAUGAACGCUGGGCUUGU
Impatiens glandulifera is the source of this 1751-nucleotide messenger RNA. RefSeq names its product cytochrome P450 CYP72A219-like. The record is from RefSeq and is a predicted model, not a curated record. Gene Ontology annotation, molecular function: heme binding; oxidoreductase activity, acting on paired donors, with incorporation or reduction of molecular oxygen; monooxygenase activity. The coding region runs from base 1 to 1602 and encodes 533 amino acids. The transcript has 4 exons. Lineage: Eukaryota; Viridiplantae; Streptophyta; Magnoliopsida; Ericales; Balsaminaceae.